Molecule: messenger RNA, 1215 nt
Organism: Rhinocladiella mackenziei CBS 650.93
Lineage: Eukaryota; Fungi; Ascomycota; Eurotiomycetes; Chaetothyriales; Herpotrichiellaceae
Product: agmatinase
Exons: 6
Coding region: 1-1215 (404 amino acids)
Molecular function (GO): agmatinase activity; metal ion binding
Source: RefSeq, a predicted model, not a curated record
AUGCUGCUCAAAUCGACUGCCUUGCUGGCGUGUGUCAGCUGUGCUCUAGCUCAUAGUGACCGUGAUCACGAGCAGGCUCCUAUUGCUGGACCACACAAGUCUCUGUGGUACAAUACCUUGCCAGGUGAUGGCGGUACACAGCAGGCCGAUUCAGUCUUCUCCGGCAUCUCGACCUUUGGCCGCCUUCCCUACUUCCCCUGCCUUUCUAGCGACGAUGAAAAGUAUGAUAUUGCAUUUUUAGGUGCACCAUUCGACACAGGCACAUCAUACCGGCCAGGAGCUCGGUUUGGACCUAGCGGGAUCAGACAAGGUUCUCGACGCCUCAAUCUCUAUGGUGGGUAUAAUGUGCCCAUGAAGUCAAAUCCAUUCAAUUUCUGGGGGAAUGUGCUCGAUUGUGGCGAUAUUCCAGUGACCUCGUACGACAACGCCUACGCACUCCAACAAAUCGAAGACGGACACAACACGCUCCUAAUGCGCACGCCUUACACGGCCGCCAACGAACCAGGCAUCAGCAAGUCCGGCAAAACGCUCCCUCGUAUCAUCACCCUUGGAGGCGACCAUACCAUCACUCUCCCACUGCUGCGCAGCAUCAACAAGGCCUACGGCCCCAUCAGCGUGAUCCACUUCGAUUCGCAUCUAGACACAUGGAAGCCGAAAGUCUUCGGCGGCGCCCCUUCGAAGCAAGCAGCCAUCAAUCAUGGCACAUAUUUUUACUGGGCAAGCGAAGAAGGCCUGUUAGCCAACGACAGCAGCAUUCACGCCGGGAUCCGCACGACACUGUCUGGCCCCUCUGACUACGACAACGACGGCUACUGCGGCUUCACGCGUGUUGAGGCGCGCGAAAUCGACACCAUCGGCAUCUGGGGCAUCGUCAACCGCAUCAAAGACCGUGUCGGCACCAAGAACCCCGUCUACCUCUCCAUCGACAUCGAUACUUUGGACCCGGCCUUUGCGCCGGCGACAGGCACCCCCGAGACAGGAGGCUGGAGCACACGCGAGCUGCGAACCAUCCUGCGCGGUCUCGAGGGGAUUAACUUCGUCGCAGCGGAUAUCGUCGAAGUCGCGCCUGCGUAUGAUACGAACGCUGAGCUGACGACAAUGGCUGCAGCGGAUGUGCUGUAUGAGGUCAUGACGCUCAUGGUCAAGAAGGGCCCGUUGACCGUGAAUGCUACACAGGCCGAGUAUGUGCCUACGAUGGUCGAGGGGGAGGAAUAA